CGUUAUUGUUGUUGUCAGAGGUGCUAAUAUUAGCUUAGAAAAUCCUUUAAACUGAGGAUAGUGCUCGACUUUAACGUUUUGUAGGAUUUUAUUAUAAAACGUAGACUUAAUUGAUAAGUAUUUUACGACCACACAAGACGAAUAUUUAGUUGAACGAAUGUAAUUUACCAGAAGCCUUUUUUUUGUUUUGUUUUUAUACACUGCAAUUUGUGCCUUGUUGAUAUUUUAUCUAGCCGUUCGUGUAACGUUCAUGUAAGACUAGCUGGCUUAAUUUUAACCUCUUUUUUACAGUUGCUGCAAUAUCUAGAAAAACAAAAAAAGAGAGAGGGACACCAUUCGCCUCCAGCUUUCUUUUCAGCGUUUUAAUCUUCGUGCUAAUGGUUGAGGAAAUGACAGACGUCCACCUAAACGGUUCGCAGAGGGUUCCGGAAGCGGAGGCGAGGAUGAGAGGCGAGGGAUUGAGCCUCUAAAACGGAGGAGAAUGAUUUCACGGUACAACAGGAGACCUGUAUCGCACAAACUUGAGAUUCGUGGCUUGUCUCGAAGCAGCCUCGACCACCACCCUCUUCCAGGAGAAGCAGACGACAACCAAACCCCUCAGCGCUACCUCCACGACCUGCAGGAAGCUUCCUCCACGCACAACAGCUCCGAGACGUCUGCGGCCUCAGGUCACUCUGACUGCCCCACUGUCAUCUCAGUGGACUCCAACCAGUCGUGGUCAGGUAUCCACAGCUCCACAGGUACCGGCAUCUCCACAGAGAGGAGCUCUGUUUUCUCCUGGGGCUACGAUGAGUUCGACAAGGCAGCGUCACGGCAGGUGCAGCAAAUGUUUGAGGAGAUUGACAAAGAGCUGUACGAGGGGAGAGGCAGCGGGGGAGGGAUUCUCCAGGGGCUGCAGGAUGAAUGCCAGCAGUGGGCCACGCGUUUCCCCCAUCUCAGGAUACUGGGUACUCAGCUGAUGUUUCCCAGUGAUGAGGGCUUCCAGUGGUAUGCGACUUCUGGGAAAGGCAGCCCGUCAGCACGCAAGGAAAGCGGUGUGAAGUCCCAGGAGAAGGACAAGGGUGGCACAGAUUUGAACGUGCAGGGUAGGAGAGCGGCGCUGAUCAAGUCCUCCUCAGCAGAUUUGGAUGGACAUCCCGGCACCUCCAGCGGUCAUGACAACCCGAGAGUGAUCGAAGCAGACGGUCUGAUAGAGGAAUACCUCGCGUUUGAUAGCAGGGACAUGGACGACGGGUUGGACCAGGACGGUUCGGAGUCGGCACGGAGGCAUCGCUGCCUGCCCCCCGUUUCACCGUACCGCUGUCGCCGUCAGGCUGUUCUCGACAUCCUGUUUGAUGACGUCUGGUGGCAGCUGGUCGGAUGGAUGAAAGAGCUGGUCCAGCGCCACUGGGAAUGCUGCACCUCGUCAGAUGAUGAAAAGAUUUCUGGGAGCCUGAGCCCCGUGCAGCAGGACUCCCAGAAUCCCUUCGCGCUGCUCUCGACGCUGCCCGCGAUGCUGCCCAAACUCAGCCAGAGCCGAGUGCCCCCGCUCACAACUGGCCUGCAGUUCCAGUGCUUCUGGUUCAUUAACUCGUAUCACUGUUUUCUUUCCUUCCCUCUUCACUUUCUUCCCUUCACCUCACCAAUGUGUUUUAUGUACCUUCUGUUUGUUCCCCCCGUUUGUCUUUUCUUCAUUCCUUUUUCUUAUAUAUUUUCCUCUGUCUUUAUUACUUUCUUCUUUUUUUGCCUACCAUCCUUCCUUCCUUCCUUCCUUUCUUCCACCUCCGCCGUCUUUCUUCGGACGUGUCUAUCCCAUCCCGCAAAGAGCACAAAGGCAAGGGGCUCGAAGCACAAGUCCAGGCGGAAAUCCAAAAAGCAGAAAAGGCCUUCCACUGCUGGAAGGGCUCCUGUAGGAGCAGCGGCGACCCAGCACAAUCUGAACGACCUCAUCGUGAUCCACAGCAUCCCCCUGCAGCAGAGGAACCUGGGAGUGCUGGACAGAAGCCAGGAGCCAGAAGAGCGGGCGUCUCACAGACCAGGGUCCAGCGUCGUCCCCUCCGGCAAACCUCGGCCACGGCGAGCGUUCGAGCAAAGCUCUUCCUCCCUGUCCCGCCCGGCGCAGUCGGCUCGACGCAGGAACCCCCCUCCCCGAACCCUCCUGCCGCUGGUUCCCAGCCUGAGUCAGUCCAGCGCCGUGGGAUCCAUGGACGAAGUCAUCCGCGGGACUCGCCUACCCACGGCCAGCGACCGACUGACUUCUCCCCUGUUGCCCCUGAGCAGGAACACGCUCCUUCCCCCCAUCAGCAGCGGGGACCCAGAGUCGUCCCACCCAGGGCAGACGUCCAAACCAGCACAGCGGCAGAAAGGCCCGUCCAGCCGCGCACACAGCGCUAUAAACGACGAGGCCGGCAGCUCAAUCCCGAGGGAUCGUCACCUCCUACUGGACGUCUUCUCUCGCCCCAACACCACUCACACGUACAGGUCAGAUACUCCGUACCGUCGUUCCUUCACAGUAUUGGACAACAUCGGGCAGGGGCGACCGGGGAGAGCCUCCGUGGCGGCAGACUCUCUUGGAAUCGGCGUGACCGGCAUCAGCCUUGGCAUCAGCAGCUCGUCUUUCUUGGACUCGUUUUCCCACCACCCCUUGGGACACUCGCCCAUCAAAGACGAGGAGGAGCCAGACCCGCAAGCCCCCGUCCCAGCUCCACUGGUGCCUCUGUCAGUCCCUCCGCGCUCCUACGCCCGGGGAGGCAUCUCAUCCAGAGCCAGCAGACCCGGCUUGUAGUUCGCCUCUGAUCUCCCAGACCCCUCAGCCAUUCAUCUUCACUCGGCACAAGGCGGUGCAACGACUCUGAACAGUUUUGUUUUACAGAGGUAGCAGAUUUUUUCACAUUAUGCUGCUUUGAUUGAUUAUGUUUUUUUUUUGUUUUUUUUUAUAGGCCUAUUUUUGUAUUUCAGAAAUCAGCUUAUGUGGCUGCCAAACACAAAUCAACAGUAAUUCCAUCUCCAUGUACGGUAUGAGCUGUAUGUGUGGACAUUUGUACUAUGUAUGAUCUGAUGGUGUAUAUAUCUAUUUAUAUGUGAACGUACUGUAUAUUUACCAGCUGCAGCAGAGGGGCUGGCGUCGUAUUCGCCUCGCGAGGUUGCGUUUUGUCUCUCGGCGGACAGAUUUACGAACACAGGAGCGUCGCAAACAUGCAAGAAACAGUCGUAAAAAAUUUUACAAGAGCGUAGCUGAGAUUGUAGCGAAGGCUCCGGGACGGGUGGGGAACAUCGACGUGGUGACGGGCAUCGCCAGCUGGUCCGCAGUAUAAAUCCCUCUGUGGUGUACUGGUAAAUGACUAUGCAGGGAAUAACGCAUCCACUCAGAUGAGGGUAAAAAAAGAUAAAAAAAAAGGCACUUUUUUCCUCCCUGAUGCCACAUCAGAGAGUUUGGUACUGUAUCAUUUAUAAGGACACAUUUAUCAUUAUCCAGGGCCUCUUAUUGCAUUAUCAUUGCACAUGGGAGCGAAGUCAAGCAGAUGCAGCAUGUCUGUGAAGAUUCUCAGUCAUCCAGGUCAUGGUGUAUCCAAAAAACAAAGCUGACGCAUUAACCUCGUGAAAUCCAAGCAUUUCUUUGAAAUGCAUCUUCAUUUCUUUAGAAUAAGAUUAAGAUCUUCAUGUAUUUGGGAUUAGUAGGACCUAAGAAGUACAAAAAAUAAGCAUCAUCUUUGAAUUGGAAAUAGUUUUUGAAAUAAACUAUGUGGACACAGGAAUUAUUUCAACGUAUAUUUCAAUUGAAGUCACCAAUGUGAACCAAAAUAUAAAACUUAAUGCAAAAGCAGAAUUGGAAAAGAUGAAAUCCCAAUGUCCUCAAAUGUGUACUUGUGAAUUUAUUAAAUUUGCAUGUCAUGUCAAAAAGUUAAUAUGCGUAAAUAAGCAAGUGUAUUGACCCUUAGCUGCCAGUAUGUGACAGACAACAGGUCUCAAUGAAGCAGGAAAAAGCGACCACAAACCUAAAACAUAAUGUCCCCAUAUGAGGACGCCAGGUCUCAGGAGGUUAAGCUGAGGACACAGUUUGCCUGAUUGUACCCGUGACUCCCAGUUGGGUCUCGUCUGCAUCUAGUUGGGGACGGACGGCACAAAAAUCUGUUAGUGUGUGAGGGGGGUGAAGAAACACAAAUCAGUAAGUGUGUGAGGGGAAACAAAACUCGACCCGGCCUCAGUCACAGUCGGUCAAACAUGUUUGAGUUUGUUUUAGCAGAAUCUGGACGCAGUCGGACAGUGUGAACUGAUUAAACAACCCAAAUGCAAACGUGUUGCCAACGUCCAAGGAAAAAGAGAGGGUGGGGCACAGGAAGUAGGACUAUCAAGAACAUCAGUGACAAACAGUAAGAGUGGAAGAGUUAACAAGUGUGUGACCUCUAGUCGUCAUACACAAAUCUGCUGAAACCAGUCUAUUAGUACUCCUGGUCUUUAAAAAAUUAGAAAAGACUAGGACUAGACGCCACCCAGGCUAAUCUGAACAAUUCCUCCAAUCACAGGUGGGUAUCGUUAACCAACCCUUACAACGUGAGCUUCAAGUUUGCGCCACCUACAGAUGCUUCCUGAUAAAGAUCUAAACUUAAAAUAGAUAAAACCUCUUGGAGUGGUGACACUUCUUUCCCAAGUCCUUUGUAAUAGCUUUGUUUUUUGGAUAAGAGAUGCCAGUAGUUUCUUGUAAAGCUCAUUUAAAAUCAUCAAACAUCAGAAACGUGGUGUAUUGUGCACGCUCAUUGUAAAUAUCUGAGGGGGAGGGGGGGUUACUCAUUAUGUGUGAACUGAAUACUGUACUGAAUGUGAUUUCUUCCCAUUUGUAUUUGAGCAAAGCCAAGUGGGGAUGAUCUGACCGGUAACACCAGGGUUACUGCACAAAGGGUAGUUUAUACGUUAAU
Messenger RNA from Mugil cephalus (flathead mullet), 4892 nucleotides. RefSeq names its product family with sequence similarity 149 member B1 (gene fam149b1). The coding region runs from base 482 to 2764 and encodes 760 amino acids. NCBI's taxonomy places the organism in Eukaryota, Metazoa, Chordata, Actinopteri, Mugiliformes, Mugilidae. The transcript has 16 exons. The record is from RefSeq and is a predicted model, not a curated record. Gene Ontology annotation, biological process: protein localization to cilium; cilium assembly.